This is a messenger RNA of Momordica charantia (bitter melon), 1137 nucleotides long. Its product is annotated as UPF0496 protein 3-like. NCBI's taxonomy places the organism in Eukaryota, Viridiplantae, Streptophyta, Magnoliopsida, Cucurbitales, Cucurbitaceae. The record is from RefSeq and is a predicted model, not a curated record.
AUGUGGCCGAAAAUUAGGGAUUUGAAAAUCAGAAAUAGUACCCAUAUUUCUUCAUCGAUCUUUGCUUGCUCAGCUGCACAGUUGCUUAAUUUUUCUCAACCCGUUUUGAUUUCAGCUUUUGCAGAUGCGAAGCAGCAAAUCAGAAACAAGCCGCAGAAAAGCUUCAAUGUAAACGACGAGUAUAUUUGUGCUCUGAGGACCAAAUCCUACGUUGAAUUCUUCAUAAAAGCUCAAUCGGUCAUCGAAGAAUCAUCGCCGCCGUCUACAUCCUCCUCCACCGGCCGCCGCCGUCGCCGCAAAUUAUCGGGAACGAUUUUGCUCGAGCCUAGUCAAGAAGCCAUUCCUUCAAUUCUUGAAUCGCCAUUUCUUCUGAUGUUGCCCGAUCUUAAAAGCCUCUUAAUCGAUUACUUCAAUGUCAGUGCGGAGGCUUCAAAAUUCUGCACUCGUCUCCUUGAGGACGUCGAAUUAACCAGAUCUAACUCCCGCUCCAUCCAAAAAUCGCUCGAUUCGAUCGAGAAUUGCUCUUCUCCGGAGACAAUAGAAACAAUCGCCUCUGAAUUUCUCGCGCUGCGGGAGCCAUUUUCCGAUCCUGACAAACACGAUUUCGCGCUGAUCCACGACGAUUACGAGGCAGUUUCGCGUCGCCUGAACUGCACGAGGAAGAAGGUAGCCAGAAAGAUCAAAUCGAUCGAAAUUAUCGAGACGAUUUCGUGUGGAUUGGUCGCCAUUACAGCUCGCACUCUCACAGAACUAUUCCGAUUCCCCCCGGAAUCCUUCCGCAGAAAGCUUCUCAGAUAUCAGAUGAUUAGAAAUGGCGGCCUCGGCGAAGUAGGCGAACAACUGGAGGCGGCAGCGAAGGGAAGUUACAUACUGAACAGAGAGUUCGACACGACGAGCCGACUCGUGGCGCGACUGGACGACGCCAUGGAUCACGGCAAGGCGAUGGCGCGAUUGUUUGUGGAAAGGAAGGAGGAUAAAUUUGCAGUUCAGGUAGCCAUGGAUGAGCUGAAGAAGAGCAAUCUGAGGCUGAGAAAUCAAGUUGAAGAGGUUGAAGAACACCUGUAUUUGUGCAUUGUGACGAUUAACAGAGCCAGAGGGCUGGUGAUUAACCAGAUCCAGAUGAAAUCGCAUCCUUAA